This is a messenger RNA of Hypoxylon fragiforme, 2423 nucleotides long. RefSeq names its product MFS general substrate transporter. Gene Ontology annotation, molecular function: transmembrane transporter activity. NCBI's taxonomy places the organism in Eukaryota, Fungi, Ascomycota, Sordariomycetes, Xylariales, Hypoxylaceae. Gene Ontology annotation, biological process: transmembrane transport. The transcript is spliced from 2 exons. Bases 232 to 2217 code for a protein of 661 amino acids. The record is from RefSeq and is a predicted model, not a curated record.
CGAAACCCACUUCACAAGCCACCCACAUCAUAUUACCCCAGGUCCAUUCCAAGGGCUUGUCGGUCCAAUUUUGUUUAUUACGUCGUCCUCCCCCCUUUCCUUUCCUCCCUUCCUCUUGGACUGGGUGGUCUUAGUCCAAUUGUCUUGCCUAGACAUCAUCAUAUUCCAGUAAACAGGCCUGUUGUUCCACCCAUCCCUUGACUCUCCGCGUUACUACUUGUCCCGACCACCAUGGCUUCCAAAGAGUGGCCCAGCACGUUUGGGCCUACCGAGGAGCGUCCGACCUACAGUUCCGAGGAGACUGUGGGCAAUGCUGCUAUGGGUGCCAUCGACCCUACUAUCGCUGGCAGAACGGCUGAAAAGGAGAGGAUCAAGGCCGAGACGGGCAAACGUGAGCUCAAGGAAGAGGACUGUGAGGGCGAACUCGGAUUCUCUUUCCCCAAGUGGAAGAAGUGGUGGAUUCUCACCGUCAUCUUCCUGGUCCAAACUUCGAUGAACUUUAACACAUCGCUUUACUCCAAUGGCCUGAAGGGAAUCGCAGAGGAAUUCAACGUAAGCGAGCAGGCUGCCCGUCUUGGUGCCGCCAUCUUCCUCGUCACCUAUGCCUUUGGCUGUGAAUUAUGGGCUCCAUGGUCUGAAGAGAUUGGCCGUAAACCGGUUUUGCAGGCUUCUCUGUUUUUCGUCAACAUUUUCACCCUACCUGUCGCUCUAGCUCCCAACUUCGGCUGCUUGCUAGCAGGCAGGGCCCUUGGUGGUCUCGCCACUGCCGGAGGAAGUGUGACGCUUGGUAUGGUAGCUGACAUGUUCGAGAGUGACAGACAGCAGUAUGCUGUGGCCUAUAUCGUCUUUUCGUCCGUCGGUGGAUCUAUUCUUGGCCCAAUUGUCGGUGGUUUCGUCGAAUACUUCGUGCCAGUCCACGAAGCCUGGAAGUGGUGCACCUGGAUUCAGCUGAUCUUCGGCGGCACCGUGCAGCUACUUCACUUGUUCACCGUACCAGAGACCCGUACCACCAUUAUGAUGAACAACAUCGCCAAGAAGCGCAGAAAGACAGGGGUAGAUACUAACAUCUGGGGCCCCGACGAGAUAGAAUCUUUCUGGGCACGAUUCACGUUCAAUGAGCUGAUCCACACGUGGCUACGCCCCUUCCGAAUGUUCCUUACCGAACCCAUUGUCCUUUCGCUAUCGCUGCUCUCAGGAUUCUCGGAUGCUUUAAUCUUCAUGCAGAUCCAGUCUCUUGCACUCGUCUACAACCAAUGGGGUUUCAAUGCCUACGAGAUCGGGCUCGCAUUUGUUCCCAUUGGCGUCGGCUAUAUCCUUGCUUGGCUUCUUUUCCUGCCCGCCUUCAAGCGAAACCAACGCCGUCGUGAGAAGUACCCCGAAGACGAGCAUGUCCAGUACGAAUCUCGAAUGUCUUUGCUUCUCUGGUUAGCUCCUUGCCUACCCAUCGGUCUCAUUAUAUUCGCCUGGACAAGCAGCGGCCCGCCGCUCCACUGGAUUGGCACCAUGUUUGGAACCUGCAUCAUCGGUAUUGCUAACUACGCAAUUUACAUGGCGACUAUUGAUUACAUGAUCUGUGCGUACGGUCCGUAUUCAGCCUCGGCAACGGGUGGAAAUGGUUGGGCUCGUGACUUUUUGGCUGGUGUGCUCACCAUUCCGGCAACUCCCUUUUACACCAACAUCGGUGCUGAAAAGGGAAAGAACUUGGAGUAUGCCUCGACUAUUCUAUUCUGUAUCGCAUUCGUCCUAGUGAUCGCCGUAUACGUCGUGUACUGGAAGGGCCCAGUGCUCCGAAAACGGUCACCUUUUGCGCAAAGUCUAGCCCAGGGUAACGCAGACCUUGGUGGUGCCCAUCUUCAUCGCACAUCGACAGCAGGAGAUCGACCAGCAACAGCCCACACCCACUCCCGACCCACCACUGCUCCAACCCCAACAGCCGAAAUGAUGCAAAAGCGUCCCGGUGAUCGUAUAUCGGCGUCUCGUCACAACUCGUACUACUCUAGCCAACAAGCUGCGAGUCGUCGCCAGAGUCGACAGGCUAGCCGAAAUGCUAGUAGACGGAAUAGUAUCGAUCGUACUCGUAAGUCACUGGAAGAAGCGAGUGACAGCGAGGAAGGUAUCUCCCACCAUCAUCUGCAUCAUCGCCUGCAGAACUUGAACACAAUUGCCUCGAUGCCCAUACCGGCGUCUCCCACUCCAACACACCAACAACCUAAAUAAGCGGAUGUUGUUUUGACCGAUCUGACCGAAGCAUAUUUUUUGCUAUUGCUGCUCAGAGGAAACAGGUAAUCCCUUGGGGAAGGAACUUUGCUCGUUGCUGCCACUGCUGCUGAUCGACGGCUGAGGGGGUCAAUAUCCUACUUGUAUAUAUAUACCAUGAAGCAUAAACAUAAAAUCAUACAUCAGCGAGGCGAAUCAAGGAGGCG